Messenger RNA from Pichia membranifaciens NRRL Y-2026, 3540 nucleotides. RefSeq lists its product as hypothetical. Lineage: Eukaryota; Fungi; Ascomycota; Pichiomycetes; Pichiales; Pichiaceae. The transcript has a single exon. The record is from RefSeq and is a predicted model, not a curated record. The coding region runs from base 84 to 3476 and encodes 1130 amino acids. Gene Ontology annotation, molecular function: protein binding; structural constituent of nuclear pore. Gene Ontology annotation, cellular component: nuclear pore outer ring. Gene Ontology annotation, biological process: poly(A)+ mRNA export from nucleus; transcription-dependent tethering of RNA polymerase II gene DNA at nuclear periphery; protein import into nucleus.
CUUGCCUGAAAUUCUAAGAAAAGAGAAGCAUUACAACACUAAACUUUAUUAUCUCAAGGUUUGCUGUUGAGGGUCUCAAUUCAAUGGAGCAACUGAAAUUUACCGCAAAUAGGUUCAAGAACACCGCCGCUACUGAGAAUAGCAAUAAACAAGGACAGCAUGAAAACAGUCAACUAUUGGCCAACAACAAUGAGAAUACAUUGAAAACACAUUCUCAAGCACCUCUUCUUGACACUCCACAUUAUUCACUCAGCAAUCACUAUUGGAAGUUGCCAGAACUUGAAGAUGGCGAGUCCGUUGUUUCAUUUGAGGCAGCCACUGAUUCUAUUGCAAUCCUGAUAACCUCUUCCAGGGUUUUAAUAUAUGACUAUCAAUCCUUCGAGAAAAGGCCGUAUACUUUUCAAUUUAGAUAUAACUCCAAUGAUUAUAACAUACCUCCUCUCUGCUCUCUUCUUCCAAAUCCUUUAAAUGCUCUUAAACCGGAUUUGGUCAUAAUAGAACCAAUCUCGGGCGCUUUACAUUUCUUUGAGGCGAUCAAACUAGCGCCCUCUUUGCGCUUAUUGCAAAACAAGCUACAGGAUAAAAUCUCACUUCAUAAUGCCGAAUUUUUAACGAGAAUGCAGCUAUUUGAAGACAACUGUUUGCUUGUGACAACUUCACAAAAAAGAGUUAUAUACGUCACAUUUAAGGACCAGUUUGGAGACUUGUCAAUAAACUAUUUUCAAGUUUACAAUAAUAGACCUUUGAUAAGCUUCAUGCUGUCUAAGACUUACAGCAUCAAAGAAUAUGCAAACUCUAGCCACAUAGUUUCUGUUAAGUGUGCUGAUGUUUCUCCUGUCAUGAAAACCUUGAUUGUUUUGGAGUCUACCGGCCAUGUAACAUUUAUUGAUCAUUUGAAAACUAGCACAACUUUUACAACGAAAUCGAGUUUUAACUUAGAUCUAAUUUUAAAGGGCUCUAAUUUGAAGUUUAUGGAUUUCCAAUUUGUUCUUCAAAAGAACAUAGGUAUUUUCUUGGUUCUUGAUCCAGAGACCAAUUCACUCUUUAAUGCCUAUUUCGACUUUUGUGAUGAGAAGUCUGAUCCAGUCAAUUUGUACUCAUCAGUUAUUUCCUCAAUUCCUAAAUCAGAAUCUAUCGUUAGUCCGAAAUUAUUUCUAUUAGAAGGUGAAAAUUCUCUCCUGACACAAAAUAAUAACCGCUUGAUUGUUUCGAGUCUCAAUCAUUCAAAGCUGCCUCAUGCAUGGACUGAAGUUAUAAUUCUCAAGCAGUCUGUGCAUAUAUAUUCUGCAGUCAGGAUCGAGUCUCUCUCAAAUACUAUUGUGUUGGCAACAGACAAGGGUCUAAUCUUGUUUGAGCUGAAAUCUUUAGGGGAUUCCAGUAAUACACAAGCUUAUGUUAAAGAACACCUUCUACAAUAUUUGAAAUUUUCACAGUCUUCCUCACCAGUGGUAUUUUCUUUGAAGGAGACUUUACUACCGAUAACACAAGAUGAUAUCAGAAAUGUCCUCAACCAAGUUCUAGAUGAGUUACUGGAAGACAACUCAAAUGCAAUAAGCACAGAUCUAAGCGUGGAUGAAAAUUUAUUUCAAAGAGUUGAGAUGGUGAAAAAGACAGUUGUAUAUGUUUCUCAGAACUACGAAAUUAACGAAGAUGAAAAGAUGAGAGUGAAACUACUAGAUACUUGUGAGCUGCUGUCAUUGACCAGAAAAUUUUUUGAGCUCAUCAUAGAUAGAGAUUUGUUUGAGGUUGUUUCGACCAUACUGAAAGAAAUGAAAUUUUAUGGAAAGAUUGACUACUAUUUUCAAAAAAACCCGAAAAAUAUUCUUCUACUUAUCUCAGAGUAUUUGAAGCUAUCUAAAAAUGUCGGCAAUGAAGUGCAACUUAAGAAUUUAACAUCACUUUUGAGUGAUCUUUUCGUCGACGCAUUGAUCAAAUUGGAUGAUGAUAUCAAAGAAUAUUUGAACAAUUCUGGAAUAUCAACCAUAUUUAUAGAUCAUUAUGAUUUGAUAAGCAAUAUUGAUGACGUCACGCGCAUGGUCUAUAAUUUAAAACUAACGGAAGAGGAAAUGAUUUUUAACUACGGCGAAAUAUUAAUCGGACUUUGUUGCUUCCUUUACUACACUACCAACGAGAUAAUUGCUUACUUGAAUUUGCACAACACGUCAAACGCUUAUGAUGAUCAUUUGGCUAAAUAUUCAAAACUGCUCGACUCUCACAAAGACAAAUGGAUUCAUAGUUUCAUUGUACUGAAAAAACAAAAUGACAUAAUUCCCCUCGUGAACAAAUAUGAUGACUUUCAGUCAUUAUCUGCUUUACUUGAGAGUAAAAGAGAGAUCAUUCAAAAUUUAUACAAUACUCAAGAGAUAUCGGACAUUGAAUUUGCCAACUUGUCUGCCGACAUCGAAAUCGAAUUUGACGAGUACUUUGAUCAGUACGAAUAUACCUUUGCGAAGUCGUUAUUUCUUCACUAUAUCCAUUGUAAUAAGAUUGAUAUCCUUUUGACAUGUUUUGAGAAACAUUCAGAUCUCUUGGACAAAUUUUUGUCAUCAGAUAUUAAGUAUUAUGAUUUUGCCUGGAUUCAAGACAUCAAACUUCAGAGAUUCGACAGCGUCAGCAAUGAUAUGUCUCUUUACCUUUCUGAAAGACUCAACAACCCCAUUAAAGCUAAAAAGAUUCAAACCAGUAUAGCCAAGCUGGCCACCCUCUGUGGCACUCAAGACGAUGAACUGCGGUGCACGCGUUUGAAAGGAUAUGAUUGUUCCUUAUCUCUCCUUUCUAUUCAGCAAUACGUUUAUUUUCAACUGAAAAACUUAGGAUUAUUUAGAAAGGAUUUUGAUACGACAAGUUUAUUCAAGACUCCUUACCUCACACAGAAUAAUUUUUGUUAUUUACCUACUGAGGUGCAAAACACAUUCCAGAACUUAUCAAAAAAUAUCUCGGUGAGCGUGAGCGAAAUUAUUGACUUUAUAUCUUUGGCAUCAUUCCCAACAAAUACUUCACUAGCCCAGUUGUCAUUAGGAAUGAACCAAUGUGAUACGGAAGUUGAAGGAAUUGCGCAAGAUUUUUCCCUCAAUGAAGAUGACAUAAUUGAGAAUGAUGGCUUAAAAAGUCUCGCUAGUGAGUUUAUUAUCACUACUUACAUCAAGUUAUUCUCCUUCCUGAAAAACUAUGUUCCUUUGAAGCAUAAAAGCAAUCUUCUUGAAACGGUGGACGCAGACGGGCCAACACUUGAAAAAAAGGCUUGGGCCAAGAUUUUGCUGAGGAGGUUGAUAUUAAGGAAGGAUUUAACAUCCUUGAUAAGUACUGUUCUUCCACUGGUUCAAGCUGAGGGUGACAGUAUCAACCUCUCUCCGGAAAAUUUGAUUUGUACAUCAGAGGAACUAAGAGGUAUUGGAAUUAAAAACACUGAUGCUUGCUUGGAUUUUGAAAAGGAAAAUGAACUUCUCAGAAGACACCAAUUGAAUGCAGAGAUGUAGAUUAAAUAAUUUUAGGUAAUAAAAUAGAUGAACACCAAAUCGCAAAAUGGGGCGGAUUUAUUCA